CAUUUUCAGUGGAACGCGGUUUCCCGCCACACACGUAUAAAUAUCCGAUUCUUUUUUUACAUUUUCUUAUUCGAUCAAUUAAAAUCGCUCCCAAUUCGGUUUCUCUUGAUCUCGCCGUAACGUCGAUUCCGGGAAGAAGAGAAACAUUUGGAAGAAUUUCAAGGGAUUUUGAAGGUGGGGUUUUCUGCGUUAUUCUAGGUUGAAGAAAUGGAGUUGGAGUGUAAUUUCGGAAUACAGAGAUUGGAACUGGUUGAAUCUCUAAACAUAGAGGAGGAUUCUGUAAUGGAAUCAGGAUAUGGGGAUUUCGGGUGCAGUCAUUACAGAAGAAGAUGCAAGAUUAGGGCACCCUGUUGCGAUGAAAUCUUCGAUUGCAGGCAUUGCCACAAUGAAAAAAAGAAUUCAAUGGAAGUCGAUCCUCUUGAUCGUCAUGACGUACCUCGGCACAAGAUUGCAAAGGUUAUAUGCUCUCUGUGUGAUACAGAACAAGAUGUUCAGCAGAAAUGUAGAAAUUGUGGGGUUUGUAUGGGAAAGUACUUCUGUACAGAAUGCAAGUUCUUCGACGACGAUGUUUCAAAGAACCAAUACCACUGUGAUGGUUGUGGGAUAUGCAGAACCGGAGGCGAGGAGAACUUCUUCCAUUGUUAUAAAUGUGGAUGUUGUUACGCGAAAUCAUUGAAGAAUUCACACUGCUGUGUUGAAAGAGCAAUGCAUCAUAAUUGUCCUAUCUGCUUCGAGUAUGUGUUUGAUUCUACCAAAGACAUUAGUGUACUACCAUGCGGCCAUACGCUGCACUUGGAUUGCUUGAAGGAGAUGGAAGCACAUUUUCAGUUUUCAUGCCCUGUUUGUUCAAAAUCCGUCGGUGAUAUGUCUAGUUUGUGGGAACAGCUUGAUGAAGAGGUGGCUUCUACACCGAUGCCCGAAAUCUAUCAGAACAAGAUGGUUUGGAUCCUCUGCAACGACUGUGGAACAACUUCAGAGGUUCAUUUCCAUGUAGUGGCACAUAAAUGUUUAAGUUGCAAAUCAUACAAUACUAAGCAGACUCGUGGGGGGCCAGCUUCAUGCUCAUCAAGGAUCUGAAACACAGAAAGAAAAUUACUUAUAAUGAGGCCAGUUAGAUAUAUAUCUUUUGUUACAAAGAAGUGGCGAAAAUAAGCUUCUUCUGUUCUGUUUUCAUCAGUGACAAGCCAUUAAUGCAUAAAAAAGAAGUAUGCUUAAAAGAAGUUUAGUUCCAGAAAAGUGACAUCCAUUCAUUCUUUACAAGAUGUUGAGUAUAGUUCAACGAGUCACUCGCAAUACAUACUUCUCACAGGUACAAAUGAUGCUGCAGAAGAAAAAUAUAAAACAUGAGCCUAUAAGAAUCUCCUUUUCUUUUUCUUUUAGUUACCAGAGACGACACCAAGAAAAUACAAACAAUAGGAAACUAGAAAAAAACUAAAGAAGAACAGAUAAACUAAAAGCCUUGAAGCGAAGAGAUACAAUGGGGAAGUAUUGGAGGAUUCCACCAGUUUGUGGACAUUGAAGAGAACUUUGCAAGACUAUGUCCCACCAAGUUGGCUUCUCUUUUGACAUGAUUAAACUAAAGUGAUUCAAGGAAGCUCUACCGGAUUUUGAUAUCUUCAGCCAAUUUGCUGAUUCUCCAGUGGGAUGGAGACUAUCACCUUUCAGAAUUAGUAUUAUCUGUUUGAAUCUCCUUUUCUUACAAUCUGCCUAUAACCAUAUCUCCUUGCUAGUUGUAUAGCCAGCAAAAUACCUUAGAUUUCAGCAAAGAGAGGGUCAUUGUUGUUCAAAUUGUAGUCCCACAGCCUAGGAAGUUAUCCUCUGGAAACUACCGCUGAAGCAGCUUUAUGAAAACCUACACGGCCACAAAAAUGAUCUCGAGUCAACUGUGCCUGACUCGGGGUGGGGUUGGGGAUUGGAAUAGUAGCUUCAGGAUGUGGUGCAGCCGUCUCAAAAUCUUCACGAUCACAAGAGUACUACAUCUUAUGUGUAGUACUCUAGUCAGAUUGUACUAUAUAGAUACUACCCUUUCCGAUUACACAUCAAUCCUCUCUGAUUAAUCGGCAAGGUUUCCUGUAAAUUAGUGCUGGUCAAUGUUGCAAAACAGAACUGCUCCCUGCAAAAUGGUACAAUCGUUGUUUGGUCUGUGUAGGUUAGUGUGCCGUGUGCAUAAAACUUCUACAAGCAAAAUAUAU
Papaver somniferum (opium poppy) is the source of this 2192-nucleotide messenger RNA. Its product is annotated as E3 ubiquitin-protein ligase RZFP34-like. Gene Ontology annotation, biological process: ubiquitin-dependent protein catabolic process; protein ubiquitination. Bases 208 to 1077 code for a protein of 289 amino acids. Gene Ontology annotation, molecular function: zinc ion binding; ubiquitin protein ligase activity. The record is from RefSeq and is a predicted model, not a curated record. Gene Ontology annotation, cellular component: nucleus. NCBI's taxonomy places the organism in Eukaryota, Viridiplantae, Streptophyta, Magnoliopsida, Ranunculales, Papaveraceae. The transcript has 11 exons.